This is a messenger RNA of Ochotona curzoniae (black-lipped pika), 1305 nucleotides long. It is a transcript of the gene MYCT1, whose product is annotated as MYC target 1. Lineage: Eukaryota; Metazoa; Chordata; Mammalia; Lagomorpha; Ochotonidae. The record is from RefSeq and is a predicted model, not a curated record. Gene Ontology annotation, cellular component: nucleoplasm. The transcript has 2 exons. The coding region runs from base 120 to 683 and encodes 187 amino acids.
CCCUUCAUGCAAACGCAAGUACAUGAAGGGCUGUGUGAAAAUUAUUUUUCCCUUGUUUGGAUUCACAUUGCUUCUCUUGGACACGCUGGCUUUUCUUUCUUCUCUCCUUUGUGGAUAUUAUGGCUGAUAACACAACAAGUUUAGGGAGUCCAUGGCCUGAAAACUUUUGGGAGGACCUUAUCAUGUCCUUCACUGUGUCCAUGGCGAUCGGACUUGUCCUGGGAGGACUUAUCUGGGCUUUGCUCGUGUGUCUGUCUCGACGGAGAGCCAGUGCCCCCAUCUCGCAGUGGAGUUCAACUAGGCGAUCGAGGUCUUCCUACACCCAUGGCCUCCACAGAACUGGGUUUUACCGCCACAGUGGUUGCGAACGUCGAAGCAACCUCAGUCUGGCCAGUCUCACUUUCCAGCGGCAAGCUUCCCUGGACCAAGCAAAUUCUUUUCCGAGAAAAUCAAGCUUCCGGGCGUCUACUUUCCACCCUUUUCUGCAAUGUCCGCCACUUCCUGUGGAAACUGACAGUCACCUGAUGACGCUGCCUUCCUCCAGCACCUCUGCCGGCAUCGCUGCCUCGCGCAGCCUGAGCCGCCCUGAUUUGCACUGGUCCAGCAGCAACCUCCGAGGCAGCCUCGUAACAGCACCGCCUCCUGCCUAUGAGUCCAUCAUCAAGGCGUUCCCUGACUCCUGAGUGGGGUGUUUGCCUUGUUUCAUUGUUAUCCUUUCCUCAUUUCUUAGUUAAAAAAAAAAAAAAAGUCAUAAAUAGGCCAAACGUAACUUUGUGGCAUGUCCCAAAUGACCAAUGAGUCAAAUUAAGAUAUGCUUUUAUAAAUUGGACAUCACAAUGUGAAGCAUCUUUGAACAUGUUUUUACAUUACAUCUCACACAAAAAGGGCUCUGUUUUCCUAAGCAGCUGUUUAUUUCACCUUCAGCGUGGGAUGCUGAUGCGAGAAUCAGCCAUAGCAGGCUGUAUGUGGUUCUGCCUCAGCAUGCACGGGGAGCGGUCCCAGGACGGCCGGAGAGCAGCGGGGCUCACGGGUGACUAACUCUCCACAAAUUGCAUAGUAAUUGCUUGUAGCCUGUGGACAGCAUCUUUUCAUAUGCUUUAAAGCAUCCCUGGAUUUCUUGUAAUACCAAAUAUAACGUAAAUAACUGUUUCACUGUAUGCCUAGGGUGUAAACCACAAGAAGAAAAGUUUAUACACGCUACGUACAGAGGCGCCGUUUCCCUCAAGUCUUUUCAAAGAUUGGCUGAAUCCAAUUGACUGAGUCUGUAGAUUUACAACCUGAAAAGCCUUGCAUUUCAGGUUAAAA